Molecule: messenger RNA, 3770 nt
Organism: Brachypodium distachyon (stiff brome)
Lineage: Eukaryota; Viridiplantae; Streptophyta; Magnoliopsida; Poales; Poaceae
Product: GDSL esterase/lipase At5g45950
Exons: 7
Coding region: 2162-3649 (495 amino acids)
Molecular function (GO): hydrolase activity, acting on ester bonds
Source: RefSeq, a predicted model, not a curated record
GAAGCAGCCCACUCAACGGCGCCUGCCUGCUUCAGACACGCGCCACCCUUCGCCGGCACUGGCGGCUACCAUCAUCAAUUCUCUGUACACGUUGGCUUGAAGCUCCAACCGCCAUGGCAUGGCCGCGCCCAUCUGAUGACUCGCGAGCCGUUCCCAAAAUCAGAGCGCGCACAGGGCGGCACGCCGGUCGAGGCACCCAUGGUGUAUUCCUGGACGAGAUUGUGUGCUGAAGGAUGACGAGGAAGAUAGUUUGGGUAGCCACACCCGGUGGGUGGAGUGGCGAAUUGAAGUUCGAGAAGGAGAUUGAUCUGCCAAUAAGUGGUUCUUGUGAGUUGUGAGUCUUUUCCUCUGCAAGAUGGAAAUACAGGUUUCGGAAUUCAGGGUUCGUCGGCCUGAGGAAAAUAGAGGUUGUGGUUUCAGAUGGAACUCCUGCUCUCCCAGGAGGGAUCAGAACAGAUCAGAAUGCAACAGCAAUUGCAAUUGCAAUGCACCUAUCUGAUUAUGAAGCAUGGUACAUCUGCAACCAUGGGAUCUAGCAUGAACAUUAAUUGGAUAGGUACAUGGGAUGGGAUCUUGGCCCUGUGUUGAUCAAUCCCAUGGCUUGGAAACUAGUGAGAAGAAUACACACUCUGUCCAACUUCUGGAAGAUCACUAGUUUUGUGAGAAGUGCUUACAGGGAUCUUUUUCUUCCUUGGGCUACGACGAUCGAUGCCCAUUGUUGACGUCAGAAUGGUCAGAGCUCGUUGCGCUCUCUGAUGCUUGCCAUCAUCUUCUUCAACUUAUGGCCAGGAACGGCUUUGAAACAGCCUAUGAUGAUUCGUCAGUGGGCACCAACAUAACCAGCAUAACGAGGCUGCCACCGUCGUCGUCAAGCUUGACAGCAGGAAGUAGCAGCAGCUUGAUGGAGUACCAAGAUCAAGAGACACGAUGCGAGAAAGUGGAGGCAGCAAGGAAUUGGAAAGCGAAGGUAUGUACAGACAAGUAGACUACUGGCUAUUUCGAUCUCAGUAAUCUGUCCUUAUCUACUUCCAUGAUUUCCAUCCACAAAUGAAAUUUGGGUGAUUUCACUGACUUCGAUUCUCAAAUCUGGCUAGAGGACCAACAUUUUCUCUUCAGUUUGACUGAAACUGAACCAAAGUUUAAGAAAAUUUGGCAAAAUCUUCAUUUUUUUGGUUCAAACUUGUUUUUCUUAACACGCCAAAUUAAUGUUGUGGAGAAACAUAUCGAGUUCAAAGGUAGCUCUUACCUAGCUAUCGUUCUCAUUAGGAGAUCGGAUUAAGUUGACCAGGAUAAAUACUUGUGAGUUCGAAUCAACACAGGUUUGGGAAGCAUGUGAAAGGCAGAUUUGCAAAGGCAGCAACUUCUCCUUCUUCCAUAAGUGCAGUACUGCGUCGCCGCCACUAGUCUAGCUAUGCUAUGACACAAUCAACCCAAGCACAUUGUUUCUUUUUCUUAUUUAUUAUAGAAGACAAUUAUUAGGUAGAAAGAGGCAAGCAAUCUUGCAAAACACAGGUAGAUUAGGUAAACAAGUUGAUGGCCUUAGAUUUGUUUUUUGUUUUGAAGGAAAUAGAUUUGUUUUUUGUGUCUUGCCUAGCUCUUUGUGUAGCUCAUAAUUUAGAAGCUUUCUUCUUUUUUGGAUUUUCUUCUUCUUCGGCUAGAAUCAUCCAGGGGCUUUCUUUUGUAAAUAACAAAUUUGCCAAGACGAGCCUUUCUUUUUGGUUGUUCUUGCUUAUUUCACCUUGCAAUUCAAGCACUCAUUCCACCUGUAUGAUGCAUAGAAUCUUCAUGUGUAUUAUGUCUCUCGAGUAAAUAAAAUAAAAUGAUGGAUGUUUCAGCUGCAAGUGGUAAUCCCAUGAAAGAUGAGCAAUUAAUCGGCUCACAAUAUAAUUUAUCUCCCCAACUCUCAUGUCACUGACAAGUGGAUGAUUCCACUGAUCUGAAGUCACACAAGUCACAUUCACGGUUGCUUCAAGUAGAAAAGAAUCCUUGUCACACAAAGCAGCCUCAAAGUAAACAAAGUAGCUCCUCACCUGCAUAGCACCAAGCCGCCUUGCAAACCACAUUCUGCUCAGCUGGGCAGAGCUCCCAGAGCUUGUAUAUAUAUACAUGCAUCCAUGGCGAUGCACACUUGGUCCCUGUCAAGCUUACGAAGACUGAUGCCAUGAAGAGGCUGGGGGUGCUUGCUGUGGCAUUAUUGCUCCUCAUCGCAUGGCAGCCGAUAAAGAUGGCGGCCGCUCAGUCUCCGGCGCCGCUGCUGCCGCCACCACCGGACGAUCAGGACGACGAUCCACCCGCCCGCAGCCUGCCGCCACCGCCGGCGGACGACCAGGACGACGAUCCACCCAGCUGGCCUGGGCUGCCAUUGCUACCCUCACCACCCACGCCGGUGGAAUCCGCCUCGCCGCCGCCAGAACCUGAAGCGCGGACACCGACAUCACCGCCGCCACCGCCGCCGCCUCACCCGCGCCAUGCGCAGCUGCCGCCGAGGCAGGAUGAUCCCCCGGAAACCGAGCCGGAGCCAACAGAGCCGCCGCCUCGCCAGAGGCAGGCGCCGAGGGAGCCGGCGCCGCCACGGACGGUGGUGCCGCCGCAGGAGCCAGGGUGGGCUGCGGUGCCGCUGCCUCUGCCGCCGAUGCCGCCUCCCAUGGUUCCGUUCAACUACAGCGCCACCGGCUACACGACCAUGCUGGUGUUCGGGGACUCCACGGUGGAUCCCGGGAACAACAACCGGCUGCAGACGGUGAUGAGGGCCAACUUCCUGCCCUACGGCGCGAGCUUCCUCGGCGGCAGGAGGCCUACCGGACGGUUCAGCAACGGCCGCCUCAUCACCGACUUGCUCGCGGAGAAACUAGGUAUAGCGAGGAGCAUUCCGGGUUUCCAUGAGCCAAGGUUGAGGCUAAGGCAGCUCAGAAGGGGUGUGAGCUUUGCAUCAGCGGGCUCCGGAUACGACGAUGCUACUGCCAGGAUAUCAAGUGCACUAUCAUUUUCCAACCAAGUGGAGGACCUAUGGCGGUACAAGAGGAACCUCCAAAGAUUAGUCGGGCCAAGAAGAGCAGAGCAACUUUUCAGGAGAGCAACAUUCAUCAUAAGUGCUGGAACAACUGAUGUGUUCUUCCACUAUCUCGCCACAAAUCACUCAGGAGCAGCAAAUAGUUGGCCUCAAUAUGAGAACCUACUGAUAUCACGCGUCUCUAACUACACCCAGGUGAUGAGAGCACUUGGAGGGAGGAGGUUUGUGUUUGUUGGAGUGCCCCCAGUUGGGUGCUUACCACUUGUCAGGACCCUGCUAGGCACAGGUACAGAGAAAUGCCAUGAGAACAUCAACUUGCUGGCGACUUCGUUCAACCGAGGGCUAGCCGAGGUGGUGCGCCUUCUGAAGAACGAACGGGACACCAGGGCUACGUUUAUCGACAUCUAUACAAUCGUAGCCAUGGCGACAGUCGAUCCCAGAACUUUUGGGUUGACAGAGACAUCAAGAGGCUGCUGUGGAACAGGAGUUAUUGAAGUUGGGCAAACAUGCAGAGGCCGGUUAACAUGCACAGACCCCAGCAGGUACAUGUACUGGGAUGCUGUCCACCAGACUGAGAGAAUGAACCAGAUUAUCACGGAUCACGCGAUUAUGAAUUCGAUUGGAGAAAUCUAUGUCUAGGCCAAGAUUGUGAAUCCGAAUUUACAGCCCGUGAGAAUUUAAUCUAGCAUAUUCAUUGUUUGUAGUGCACAUUCCGUGGCAGUUUAAUGGAACAGAUUGGUUUGUUUUCUCCAGUAUACUC